UUAAACUAGUUCUUAUAAUUUUAUUUUGUUCACAUGCAGGCUUUUCAUGUGUUUCAUACUUCCUGCCUUAUACACUGGAUACUUCUGUGUGAGGUUGAGAUUGCAAAUCAGUCCACUAAUUCAAAAGUGAGAAGAAGAUCUAGGAGAAAAAAUGCAGCCAAGUGCAAUGGACAAGAUGGUCAGAUGAAAGCUUUGAGCACGCAAAUCCAUUCUGUAUUCUGCCCAGAGUGUCAGGGUACUGGUGCAAUCAUUGAUGGAGAUGACCUGGAGAAACCAAAUCUCCCUUUGUCUCAGAUGUUCAAGUAUAAGAUAAAGGUGAGUGAUGCACGUAGAGCGUGGAUGAAGAGUCCUGAAAUGUUGGAGAAUUGCUCGACAGGUUUUCAUUUCCCUUCCCAAUACGAAGAAGGAAUCCAAGUUUCUGAAAAGGUGAAACCAUUAAAGUUGCUGCAUUUCUACAGAGCAGAUUAAUAGAGUUGGCUUCAAGAACAGUGGGAACCAUGCGGUCGGUUGUUUUAGCUUCUCACCAUAGCAUGUAUGUUUCACUUCUAACAUGCACCUUCUUGUUGUAUAUGACUGGCUCAUGAGUAGGACUUUGGAGUGGACAGGCGUAGGUUGUAUGGAGCUGUUAGCUUUUGUGGAUAGUUUGGAUUAGUUUGCUUGAUGAGAUAUAUUUGUACAUACCUGUUGCUAACACAGGUACAUAUAUGUUGUAUACAUUGCUUAUAUAUGUCUGCAUAAUGCAAUUAUUUAUGUAAAAAUGAAUGAUAUUUGUUGUAUACAUUGCUCGUAUGUUGAGG
Prunus mume (Japanese apricot) is the source of this 797-nucleotide messenger RNA. The record is from RefSeq and is a predicted model, not a curated record. NCBI's taxonomy places the organism in Eukaryota, Viridiplantae, Streptophyta, Magnoliopsida, Rosales, Rosaceae.